CUGCGCUCAGUUUUGCUCUUUUUUCCAUUACGUCUCCCUCUCCAGUGCGAGUUUUUUUGUUUGUAAAUGUUAUAAUAUUGUAUCUUGGAGCUUUUGGUAUGCAGAAUGGAGGAGACUCAUGCUUUAUACAAUGCGUGCGCGGAACAAUUGCAAUCUGAGUCCCGGAAAAAAGUUAUGAUCGUGCCAGAGAACUUUCUGCGUGAUUCCGCAAGUACCGACGCGUUUGGUAUCAGAAGCAGUCAAGCUGAAGCAAGUGUGGGCAAAUGUCAAGGUGUGCAGCUGCAGUUCCUGAAAUUCCCCCACCCUGCAACAGAUUGUGGUACUUUAUGGGCAUUUGAUUCGCUAAACGGAGAAGUUUAUCAGCUGUUUCAGCUACAAGAAAAGUGUUGCUCGUGGUUCGUCGGAAAUUAUGUCCUGGAAGAUGGAUCUUUCUACAGCUUGGUUCCUGUUGAUCCGCUUUUCCUUGUCAUUCCGUUUUUGUUCAAAUCUAAACAGAAACGGCUGUUCCAGCCCGUCGACCAAAUGUUAUCCGACUGUUUGGUGAAUUCGCCAGAGUACAGGACAGCCGUCGAACUACUUUUACGCAAUGAUGCCGUAUUUCUGAACGAAGUUGAUUUGAUCUGCACUAUGAAAAACGUUCACGGAAAUCGUUUCGUCAAACUGUGCAGACGGAAAUUAGCGGCUUGGUUGAAAAUCAAGGUGCUAUACCUUAGCGCAUCUUUGCGUCGGGAGCAUGUGGAUGUUGGAACAAAAAUUGUUACCGCUGGCCAGACUUCCAUAACCACAGACAUUCAAUAUUCGCAAGAAAUGUAUGAUAAAUAUGCAAUGGGAAUUCUGGGUGAUUAUCUUCCUUCGCUUUUGCGACUCGAGAUGGCAAAGGCUCUGGGUCUAGAGGAACACUUACCGUUCAAAGAAAUACCCGCUGGGAACCAACAGAAAAGAAAAGUUGGGGAGAUUUGCGACGCGGCCGAGGAUUAUUCGAAAAAUGUUCCUGCGACCUCCAAGGCUCCAGCGACGAAAAAGCUAACAACAGCCCAAAAACAGCUGCAAAAAGUGGACAAAUCCGGGAUGAAAACUCUUACAAACUACUUUACCAGAUCGACAAACAAAUAAUAAAACCGAAAACAAUUAAAAAUUCGGGUCAUAAAGUGUAUCACAGAUGGCACAACAAACGUCCAUGGACACUGACCACGUGGACGCAUUACUCGUCUGGACCAAACGUAAUCUGACCACCUCCUCCUUUCUUCAUCCAUCUCCGAUAGGCUUUGUACCUGGCAUUCUGCGCAAGUUCGGUUUUCAUCUUCUCAUCCUUUUCCUGUUUCCAUGUCUGCAGCGUAAAAAUAUCGAAUUACAGAAGCUGGCUUUUGGCGCAUUUUCUGCAUGAGACUAAAGUUCGCCGAUUAUUACAUGUUUUUAAUUGCAGAAUGUUUGUAAAAAAACAUGAUGGCAUAAUUCGGUAAAUAAAACUAUGAAUCGCAUCAAGAAGGCAUACUUUGAAGUUUUGUGAUAUCCAUAAUUCACGAUUGUACAUCUCUUCUUUCUCUUUUUCCGGUACAG
This is a messenger RNA of Paramacrobiotus metropolitanus, 1557 nucleotides long. RefSeq names its product ribonuclease H2 subunit B-like. The transcript is spliced from 11 exons. Gene Ontology annotation, cellular component: ribonuclease H2 complex; nucleoplasm. Gene Ontology annotation, biological process: ribonucleotide metabolic process; RNA catabolic process. The record is from RefSeq and is a predicted model, not a curated record. NCBI's taxonomy places the organism in Eukaryota, Metazoa, Tardigrada, Eutardigrada, Parachela, Macrobiotidae. Bases 106 to 1113 code for a protein of 335 amino acids.